GGGUACACUUAACCGGAAACGAGGAUAAGAAGCCAUGGCUCGUACAAAGCAGACUGCAAGAAAGUCCACGGGAGGUAAAGCUCCCAGGAAGCAGCUAGCUACCAAAGCAGCUCGUAAGUCAGCACCAUCCACUGGUGGUGUCAAGAAGCCCCAUCGUUACCGCCCUGGUACUGUUGCCCUUCGAGAAAUUCGUCGUUACCAGAAGUCCACAGAGUUGUUGAUCCGCAAGUUGCCAUUCCAACGUCUGGUGAGAGAAAUUGCACAGGAUUUCAAGACUGACUUGCGUUUCCAAAGUGCUGCUAUUGGUGCCCUCCAGGAAGCUUCGGAGGCCUACCUUGUGGGCUUGUUUGAAGACACCAACUUGUGUGCCAUCCACGCCAAGCGUGUAACCAUCAUGCCCAAAGAUAUUCAGUUGGCCCGUCGAAUCCGUGGUGAACGUGCUUAAGCACACACAUUCGCUGUGCUCACUCUCAUAAGACAUAACCUCCUAAGCUACAUACUGCCAUGGACUACUAAGUGAACAUUUUUUAGUUUAAGUUUUGGCAUUGGUCAAUUCUGGUGUGCUGGUGUCAAAAGCUAGUGCAAGAUUUAAAAAAAUUAUACUAUAGCAGAAUCAGUACUGCUAAGGAAGUGUUGACUAGAGUCUCUUAACUUAUUUUCUGUGUGAAAAGUUCAGAACUGUGUAUUCAUUCACCCAUUAAUUUUCAUUAUGAAAUUUUCAUUGCUAAAGGAAAAUGGUUAAUGUGGCUAAGGAUACACAGAUCUGGUGUUGGUUAUGUGAUCACAAAUAAUAAUACAGUACAAGGAAUUAUAAUUUUUUUUGGACCGGGAGCAAACUGAUGUAACUGUUUGUAAUGUCGAUGUUGAGGUCAUCUCGUGUUCAUGAUCUUAUUUUAGUUAGUGGGAAAAAAGCCUUUUUAUUACCUUAGUUGUAAGUCUUGCUUUCUCUCUCCUUUCGGUGAUGCAAAAUUCUGUGAAGUUAAGUGCUUGCAUCACUCUGGUAUCUUCACAUUGGAUCUUCAAUUUAGAUGGAUAUUAAAUUACACUUUCUACCAUA
This is a messenger RNA of Macrobrachium nipponense, 1057 nucleotides long. RefSeq names its product histone H3.3A. Gene Ontology annotation, molecular function: DNA binding; structural constituent of chromatin; protein heterodimerization activity. The transcript is spliced from 3 exons. Gene Ontology annotation, cellular component: nucleus; nucleosome. Bases 35 to 445 code for a protein of 136 amino acids. The record is from RefSeq and is a predicted model, not a curated record. NCBI's taxonomy places the organism in Eukaryota, Metazoa, Arthropoda, Malacostraca, Decapoda, Palaemonidae.